Messenger RNA from Symbiodinium natans, 261 nucleotides. The record is from the annotation of a GenBank genome assembly. Lineage: Eukaryota; Dinophyceae; Suessiales; Symbiodiniaceae.
AUGAAUGCCCGGAAAGCCGAGGCGCCGCCGCCCGAGAAGAAGGAGCGGGAGUUCCCGAUGAAGGGGAAGCUGCUCCUUGAAACGGCGCGACAAUGCUUCCGCCUGACCGCGCACGCUACGCGCCAGCUCUUGGUGGUGGUCUCCAAGCAACUCCACAGCCGGGCACGGCAGCGGGAAGUGUCGCCGACCAUCUCUGGACUGGCCACGGAGUUGGCGAAGGUGGCGAAGGCCUGCGUUUCUGGCGUUCCGCCCAACGACACC